This is a messenger RNA of Prorocentrum cordatum, 2625 nucleotides long. Lineage: Eukaryota; Dinophyceae; Prorocentrales; Prorocentraceae. The record is from the annotation of a GenBank genome assembly.
CUGCUCGGAAAGCCAGAUAAGUUCUCAGGUGAGCUCGAUGAUAUUGCGAAGUACAAGGACGGCGUCACGUGGGAGAACUGGAGUUUCGUUCUGGCGGCCUACUGCAUGGCGGUGGACCCUCACAUGGCGGAGUUGAUGCGGGACGCUGCGAAGGUCGACGCGGAGGCUUUCGCACACGAAGAUCUAGACGAAGAGGCCCAGCGAGUCAACACCAACCUGUACUACAUCCUUGUACUGACGUGUAAGGACAAGGCUGAGGGCAUCGUGAAGAGCGUUCCCUCAGGAGAAGGCCUGGAAGCCUGGCGACUGCUGUGUUUGGAGUUCGAGCCGAAGGUGCCGUCGAGUUUCUCAGGUAUGCUGGACUCGACACUGUAUCCGAAUGUGCAGGAGAACGAUCCGAUCAAGGGCAUCGCGUCUUGGGAGGCGUUGGUUCAGAGCUACGAAGAGCAGACAGGCGAGAAAGUCAGGGAGUCGAUUAAGAAGUCUGUUCUCAGUACGCGACUGGCGCCGUCAAAGCUUCGAGAACAUCUCAUGCUGAAUGCGACGAGGCUCACGACAUACGCGUUGGUACGAGCUGAGGUGUUGAACUACUUGAGGUCGAAGCAGGCGGCGAUGGCACUAAGUGGACCUGCGCCUAUGGAUCUGGAUGCGCUCACGUUCGGCAAGUUCGGCAAAGACUCGAAGGGCAGGUGCGGCAAGGACAAGAACAACGGCAAGGGCUACGACCAGAGCGCGACGCAGCCUUGCAGGCAUUGCGGCAAGAAAGGUCACAAGCUCAUGGAGUGCAGGAAGGCCACGCAGGACAUGAAGGACGGACAGAUCACGAAGGAGGACCUGCGAAAGACCAGCAAGGGCAAGGGCAAGGGUAAGGACAAGAGCGACAAGACGAAAAACACACCUGCGCCCGACAAGCCCAAGGAUCAAUACAUGAAGUACUUAGGUUACGAUUACGACGCCGAGGAGGGCUACACCUUCAUGCUGGAUGAGAACGGGACUGAGGAGCUAGAUCAUAUUUCUGGUUUAGACCACACGGAGACGAUCAUUGCGGUUCGCGACCUGACGAAGGGAGCUCAAGGUGCAUGGUUCGACGAAGGCGGUGGAGCAGUGGUCAAUCCGAAGGUCAGCCAGCGGUUCAAGGAGAUGAUCGAGUACGAGAACGCGAACAGCCAGAUGAACAGACCACUGAGGAUCUCGAAGAGGCGUGGGAUCUACAGCUUCGACGUGGACGCGAGCACGCUCUGCCCUCUAGAAGGUGAUGAACCUGAGCACGCUCAGCAGCUGGCGGAGCAGGAAGCGGAGAUCGAGACAGACGAGGCGCGACCGCCGAAGGUCAAGAAGGAGAGGUACACGCCCACAGCGGAGGAGAUAGCCAUCCACGAGAAGACGCACAUGCCGUAUCGGGCGCCGACGAUUCCAGUCAUUAGCAUGGACUACUGCUUCGUGAACACCGAGCUGGAGACGGAGAUUGUCAACAUCCUGGUGAUGGUGCAGAAGCCUGAGGACGCAAGUGCUUCCUUCAUGGUGAUCCACAAGGGGCCCAGCGAGUACGUAAACUCAGCGGUGGAGUUCUACUUGGACGUUUGGGGGGCACUCUACCAGGAGCCAUCGCUACAAGCGGUGAUCACGGCGGUGAAGAACAAGAGGAAGCACAGCACGCAGGUGGAGAUGGCUCCUAAAGGUUCUCAUCAGAGCAGCGGUGCGAUUGAGAACGCGGUGGGGAGAGUGGAGUCGUUACUACGUACACUACACAGCGAGCUGGAGGUGAAGUUGGAGGUGAAGAUCGGACCCAAGAGUUUGAUCAUGCCGUGGUUGGUUAGGCACGUGGGGUACUUGCCCACCAGGUUCGCUAUCAAGACGGAUGGCAGGACAGCUUGGGGACGACUGGGACGCGCGAAGUUCAAGUCAGAGCUCGGGACGAUCGGAGAGACGAUCGACUACAAGAUACAGGCUAAGGACUACUCCAAGCAGGAACCGAGGUGGGGCGAAGGUAUCUUCUUGGGCAGGCGCGACGAGAGCGACGAAAUCAUCGUAGGCACGUCGAGAGGGAUCGAGCACGCCAGGACGAUGAAGCUCAAGGCCACGGAGGACAAGUACAACAAGGAAGUCUACAACACGGUCAUAGGAGUGCCGUGGAAUCCCAGGGGCUUGGAGGUGAAAGAUCAGAAUGAGGUGGUCAGGAGACGGAAGUACAUCACGAAGGCGCUGAUCGAGGAGUAUGGGCAUCAGAUGGGCGUGCAGCAUGCGAAGGGAACUCAUCCAUACACAACGCGAGGUACACAGGUUGGUCAUCACUUCGGACGGGAGCUACAGAUCGAGCAGGACGCGGAGAUGACGGGCAACGCGAUCGUAGCUGGAGGAGACGUGGCACCUACUACGCCAGGACGGGAAGAGGCGAUGGAGAUAGGCAUCAUCAUGUCGAUCACGAAGGAUGGGGACCGCCACGUCUGCGAGGAGUUGGAGCCGAGGGUGAAUUACGACAAGCUGGUGGGUGACGGAGUCUACAGAGACGCGUGCACAGGCAAGGAGUUGUUGAAGGAGCUGGUCAUCAACGGCAGGACGAAGGAGAUGGAGUGCAUAGGGGAGUUUGAGGUCUUUGAGUGGGUACCGCUUGAGGACUGGAUGUAG